Messenger RNA from Pocillopora verrucosa, 1238 nucleotides. Lineage: Eukaryota; Metazoa; Cnidaria; Anthozoa; Scleractinia; Pocilloporidae. The record is from RefSeq and is a predicted model, not a curated record.
UCGUUUUGAAAACCUUUGACCGACCAACUCGUUUCUUUGCUCGUGCCGUGGACACUCACCACCAAUUGACUAAGGUAUGGGUUCAGGAAUUUCAAAGGAGGAGAAACUUAAGCGGGAAAGCUUAGAAGAAAGUCUUAAAAGAAUGCAUGAGAAACUUAACACCACUGCUAAAACCCACUUCGAAUCUUCGAGAUACUACAAAAAGUGGGACAUCGGGCUUCAAUGCAUUUCUUCUGUGGUAUUUUUCGUAAGUGCCACAGGAGGCUUUCAAUCAAAAUCUGCUUGGAUGGGAUUUUUUUUAUAUCGUCCUCGCCUUGUGCCACUCGUCGCUGCGAUUUCAGCCACUUCCAUUGUCCUAUCCAUUACCGUACGUACACGUUUGCCAUUAAAGAUCGAUAUUACUGGUUUGCCUGCUGAUCUACAUGAGAAGCACUUAAUCGCUGGAUUAGAAUGUCAGUAUCUCAAAAAGAGGGUGAAGUUUAUGUCGGAGACCGAAGUUUGGGAUCCCAAAAUACCGUGGGCAUCUCUAACGUCACAGUACCUAGCCCUGCUCAGGGAGAAGAAAGACGUAAAUAGCAUGAUACAAACCGAAGAAUGGGCUUACCUGAAAGCUAAGAAGCUUAUUAUGGAAAAAGAAAGGGAGAAACGAAAUCGAACUGAGAGAGUAGCAGAAGGAACCAUGCAAUAAGCCCCAGAAACUUGGGAGAAUCAUAAGCUGAUCUGUUAUUUACUGCAAAUGUAAAACUCCUUAUCAUAACUACUUAAGAAGUUAAUUGACAACCAUGCAGUCUCAGAUCUACGAAAGACGCGUUUUGAUCGAUGAACGAUUAUAAUUUGAAGCAAGAUAUUAUAUUCUUUUGUUUGUAGUUAGUUUAUAUCAUUACAUCGAAGUUAUAGCGGCCAUGAACUGAACACUCAUUCGAUCGGAAGGAGAAGUGGUGCAACGAGAAAAAAAUAUUUCGGUCGGCAUAGAUAACGGUAGACUCUUCCAAUGGAUAUGGGCAGCAUUUUUAAAACAAAGGCUGUAUGUAAAUAUUUUUUAAUUGUCUGUGACACUCAGUGCGACGUCUGAGUGUGAUACAGACCGUGUUAACCAUUCAGCGUGAAGAUUCAGUGAAAGCAAAUUGUGAUAAACUACAAGACUACUUCUUUCUGAUUGCAACGCUGGAAAUAGUCAGUUUAACCUGUCAUGUGUACACUACGGCGACUGCUUUUUCAACAUUUCUACGUCUAUAACG